Teleopsis dalmanni is the source of this 670-nucleotide messenger RNA. RefSeq lists its product as uncharacterized. NCBI's taxonomy places the organism in Eukaryota, Metazoa, Arthropoda, Insecta, Diptera, Diopsidae. The record is from RefSeq and is a predicted model, not a curated record. Bases 16 to 564 code for a protein of 182 amino acids. The transcript is spliced from 4 exons.
AGUGAAUUUAAUAUUAUGUAUAAAUUACUACUUCUCAGUUACUUGUUGUGUGAAGGCUUUAUUGUUCUGCAAGCGGAGUACCCAUAUUGCUUUCGCUUUACUUGGAUUGGCCCGUUCCAAGCAAAAAAUAUGAUUGAUGAUUUGACUUGCGAUCAAUUACGUGGGGACUCCAAAACAAUACCUUGCAGAAAACCAUUAGUAGUGACAGACAAUGAUAAAGCACCAGACACAGCAGAUAUAUGGCAUGCAAAUAAAGACAAUCCAGAAGCCUUUGCUUGUCCUAUGCACUCUGGCCAGAUGUGUGUUAAGUACUCAUAUUUUUACAAUAAAGCAGUUCAGAAUAUAACAUACAUGUGUGCCAAAGUCAAUACAACGGCGGGCUGCUAUAAUCAGAAGUUCAUUUCAGGCGCAGCAGUGGAAGUGUGUGUUUGUGAAUCGAAGUCGGACAUGAUGCCUUGCAAUUAUGCAUACCCCGUGUAUGGCACUGGUGAGCGCCAAUGGAGUACCAUGUUAAUGUGUCUGGUCAUAGCCAAAAUAAUUUACCGCAUUUUUAAUAUAAGCUGACAGAUUAGAAGUUAAUGCAAAUGCGAAACUCGAUUUAAAUUUUUGUGUGAUUAAUCAAGCGUGGUUAGAACCACAAAUUAAUUAUAGUUGUGCGAGUGUUCAGUAA